UGGUGCGUCAGUUUGGGAGACGGUUGACGCCGCUGUAUACGGCACCGCUGAAACAAAACUGAAAGAAGACGAUAAUUUCUGAUAACUUGAACAUACGGGGACAGAAAAUGACACGAAUGGCAAUAUUUUCCCUAAGUGCGACGCUGCUAAUAGCUCAAAGUGUCGCCAUCGUUAGAGUUCCCCUUCACAAAACGAGGACUGUGCGGCGUCUCAUGAGUGAUAAUGGGAUGUCUCUGGAGCAGCUCAAGGCUUUCGCCAAAACCAGUCGCGCAGAAUACGGCGCUGCUGCCUCGUUGACACCGUCCCCCCAAGCACCUGUGGAGAAACUCAGCAACUUUAUGGAUGCCCAGUACUAUGGGGUAAUCAGCAUUGGCACCCCACCCCAAGACUUCACCGUGAUAUUUGACACCGGCUCCUCCAACCUCUGGAUCCCCUCCAUCCGCUGCUCCUUCUUCGAUCUGGCUUGCUGGGUUCAUCAUCGUUACAACUCUAAGAAGUCCAGCACCUACGUGGAGGUCGGCACCAAGUUCUCCAUCCAGUACGGCAGAGGCAGCUUGUCUGGUUUCCUCAGCAGGGACACCGUCUCGGUGGCAGGCCUGGCGAUCCCUGGCCAGCAGUUUGGAGAGGCAGUGACGCAGCCUGGCAUCACUUUCGCCGUGGCCCGUUUCGAUGGCAUCUUGGGCAUGGCUUACCCAGCCAUUUCGGUUGCUGACGUUACCCCUGUGUUUGACUCAGCCAUGGCUGCCAAGCUGCUGCCACAGAAUAUCUUCUCUUUCUACAUAAACAGAGACCCGACAGCAGCCGUGGGAGGGGAACUGGUGCUGGGAGGAACUGAUCCCCAGUACUACAGUGGAGACCUGCACUACGUCAACGUCACGCGGAAGGCCUACUGGCAGAUUCAGAUGAACAGUGUUGAAGUUGGCAACCAGCUAACUUUGUGCAAGGCUGGCUGCCAGGCAAUUGUUGACACGGGAACAUCUCAGAUCAUUGGUCCUGUGGAGGAGAUCAGAGCGCUAAACAAAGCCGUUGGAGGCUUGCCUUUGCUUAUGGGAGAGUACUUGAUUGACUGUAAGAAGAUCCCAACUCUCCCUGUUGUCUCCUUCAACAUAGGAGGAAAGAUGUUAAACCUGACAGGGAAUGACUAUGUCAUAAAGGAGUCUCAGUUGGGUACAACAAUCUGUCUGUUGGGCUUCAUGGCCAUGGAUAUACCACCUCCUGCAGGCCCGCUGUGGAUCCUGGGAGAUGUGUUCAUCGGGAAGUACUACACUGUGUUUGACAGGGACGCCGACCGCGUGGGGUUCGCCCCUGCCAAAUAAAGACAGGAGGAAGUCUGUAGUGACUCUGUCUUGUUUGAUUUAGAGCUGCUUCUUGUUUUUUGUGGUAACCUGAGCCGAUAGAGCAAGCAAAGCUAAAUCGCUUUCAGUACGUGUUAUCUCAUUUUGUGCUUGCUAUCCAAAGGGGUUCUGCUGUUGUAUCUGGUCUCUGGAGUGCUCGAAGGUCAAUUUUAGCUGCACAACAUCUCAGUCUUGGACAGGAUAUUCAUUUGUAAUGGAGAAAGCAAGGCAAAACAAAAUACUAAGACGAUGAUCUGUUACCGCAUAUUUGACAUGAGUUCAGAUGCCUUUCCCUAAAGACCAAAGUGUUAAGUUGGUUCCUGAUUUUUGUCUGUGAAAACUGAAAUUUUUUUUCCCCUUUUUUGGUCCUUCAAAGGACAAAGUCCAAAUGGUUACACUGAAUUAACUGCUUUUUUGUAUGCCUGAAACGUGUUUUGAGUGAUGAGCGAGAUGUUUCAAGUGUCUUUAAGUGGACAUAUGGUCUUUAAGUGGCAGUUGAGUGUAUGGCCUUUUGUUGCUUGCCAUUUAAUGAUCGCAUCAUCUUCCUCCUACAAAACCAAGGUAUGAAUUUGUUAUGACUUUUUCAAUAAAUCAGAAGACUGACAAUACACUGAA
Molecule: messenger RNA, 1949 nt
Organism: Lampris incognitus (smalleye Pacific opah)
Lineage: Eukaryota; Metazoa; Chordata; Actinopteri; Lampriformes; Lampridae
Gene: napsa
Product: napsin A aspartic peptidase
Exons: 9
Coding region: 108-1316 (402 amino acids)
Biological process (GO): proteolysis
Cellular component (GO): lysosome
Molecular function (GO): aspartic-type endopeptidase activity
Source: RefSeq, a predicted model, not a curated record